UCUCUCUUUCCACAAACAGGCACCGGUAAUCGCAAAGAUAACCUAAACCCUAGUCUUCUCUCUCUUUCUCUCUUUUUAGACUUUGAGUUCAGUUUUAUUUGUUCUUUCCUAAUCUCUCUUAAUAGAUAGAUAUAUAUGCAUGUCUGUGUGUAUAUUUAUAGGUUAGGAUUGGAGUAGUAAAAGAGAGAUUUCGAUUUUCCGACUAUGGCAACGGAGAAUAGUACUAAUACGGCGUCGACUUCGAGAUCGAAUUCGACGGCCGAUUCAUAUAUAGGAAGCUUGAUAAGCUUGACAUCUAAGAGUGAGAUCAGAUACGAGGGAAUUCUUUACAAUAUCAACACGGAAGAAUCCAGUAUUGGAUUGAAAAACGUGCGGUCAUUUGGAACAGAAGGACGGAAAAAAGAUGGUCCACAAAUCCCUCCCAGUGAUAAAGUUUAUGAAUACAUACUAUUCCGUGGAAGUGACAUUAAGGACCUACAGGUUAAGUCUUCUCCCCCUGUUCAGCCUACCCCACCUAUAAACAAUGAUCCAGCUAUUAUACAGUCUCACUAUCCUCGUCCAGUUUCUACAUCUGCUAGCUUGCCGCCUGCUGUUAGUGGGCCUUUGACUGAUAUAGGAUCUCAUAAUGCACAAAUGGGACUACCUGGGUCUAAUUUCCAAGGUGGUCUGCCUUUAUAUCAACCUGGAGGGACCAUAGGAACUUGGGGAGCUUCUCCUGCUCCCCCUAGUGCAAAUGGUAGUGGGCUUGCUAUGCCAAUGUAUUGGCAAGGUUACUAUGGCCCUCCAAAUGGGCUUCCUCAUUUACACCAGCAAUCUUUGCUUCGACCACCACCUGGGCUGUCUAUGCCUCCCUCCAUGCAGCAGCCAAUGCAAUAUCAAAACUACAAUCCUCCUUUACCUGCUGGUGCCCCAAACUUGCCUGCUUCGAACUUGCCUACUUCAAACAUACCGGGUUCAAACUUGCCAGCUGCAAACUUGCCUACUUCAAACAUACCUGGUACAAACUUGCCAUCUUCACUACCAGAUAUUCCUUCUCCUUUACUUUCUGCAAGUACUAGUUCCCUUAAUUUAGCCCCUACACCUUCCUCAGCACCUGUACCGCCAACAUUGCCUUCAACUUUACCCCCAGUGCCAUCUGCUACUCUAGCUUCUGAAACGUUGCCAAGUUUGAUUCCUAACAAGACUUCUAGCACUGCACUUCCUCCAGCCAAUUUAAGCUCCAGCUUGCCAGUACUAUCUGCCUUGACAUCCUCUGGCUCAGAAUUAAAUACCAUUUUGCCACCAAUCUCUAACAAGCCUAAUGCUAUAUCAGCUCCAACAAUCCCAUAUCAAACUGCUGCACAAUCUACAUCUUCAACUAUGGCCUCUAAUUCUCUUCGCUCAGAAGCACCAACACCUUCAUUGGUAACUCCAGGUCAACUAUUGCAGUCUGGACCUGCCACAGUCCCUUCAUCACAACCUGUGCAAACGGCUCAUAAAGAUGUGGAGGUGGUUCAAGUAUCAUCAUCAUCAUCAAUUGAACCAUUGGUGCCGGUCGUUAGUGAAGCUCAGCCGCCAAUUCUCCCAUUACCUGUUCCAGCACGGACAAGUCAGAAGCCUAAUGGGGCUCCUUUCCAUUCCCGUCAUGGUUACAGGGGGCGUGAAAGAGGAAGAGGAACUGGGACUUCACGUCCUGUGACAAAAUUUACUGAGGAUUUUGAUUUUACGGCAAUGAAUGAGAAAUUCAAGAAGGAUGAAGUAUGGGGUCAUCUUGGUAAGAGUAGCAAAUCUCAUUCAAAGGACAAAGAAGAUGGAAAAGACAGUGAUGAAGAUGAUUCUCAAGACGAAGAUGAUGAUGAAGUAACUAAGGUUGUGGUUAAGCCUGUCUAUAACAAGGAUGACUUUUUUGAUUCUCUCUCCUGCAAUGCACUUGAUCAUGAUUCUCAUAAUGGAAGGACUAAAUUCUCUGAGCAAAUGAAAAUAGACACCGAGACUUUUGGCGACUUUCAAAGGUACCGAGGAGGCAGGGGCGGUCGUGGUACUCCACGUGGCGGUCGUUCUCGUGGAUCUUAUCAUGGAAGGGGAUAUAGCUAUGGGUAUGGGUAUGGGUAUGGGUAUGGGUAUGCUGGGAGGGGCAGGGGCCGGGGCAUGCCUAAUCGAACCUCUUAGGCAGUGGUCAGUAUUUUGAAAAUAGUAAGUGGGGUAAACUUAGUGCCCAAUUGCCCGUCAAGCAACAGACUAAUAUAGGGCUAUGCUUGCAGUGUGUUUUUCUGAUAGAGAAUAAAGGGUAGGAUGUGCUCUGUGUUUCUUAUUUUGUCCAUUUGCAUUCCCUUUCGUUUAACAGUCCCAGUGGAGCUAAUGAAGCAGCAUAAUAUUUCAAUUGAAACAAGAAUUGUUUGUUUACCAUUCAGGUGUUAUCGCAGAUUUCUUAUCUUUGGUUUCUCGUUUA
Molecule: messenger RNA, 2428 nt
Organism: Jatropha curcas
Lineage: Eukaryota; Viridiplantae; Streptophyta; Magnoliopsida; Malpighiales; Euphorbiaceae
Gene: DCP5
Product: decapping 5
Biological process (GO): P-body assembly; cytoplasmic stress granule assembly
Cellular component (GO): P-body
Molecular function (GO): mRNA binding
Source: RefSeq, a predicted model, not a curated record